Messenger RNA from Mercurialis annua (annual mercury), 872 nucleotides. RefSeq names its product putative F-box/FBD/LRR-repeat protein At5g22670. The record is from RefSeq and is a predicted model, not a curated record. The transcript has 3 exons. NCBI's taxonomy places the organism in Eukaryota, Viridiplantae, Streptophyta, Magnoliopsida, Malpighiales, Euphorbiaceae. Gene Ontology annotation, molecular function: protein binding. The coding region runs from base 73 to 789 and encodes 238 amino acids.
AUUAAUAGUGGAAUUUAUGAACCAUAAACCCUACUUUUGUAACGUGAAAACACUAACAUAUCAAAGGGAGUAAUGGGAGACCAUAUUACAUCAAACCGAAAGAAGACUGAAGAUAAUUACAGUAGUUUGCCGGAUGAUAUCAUCUCCCACAUAUUAUCAUUCACCAACGGCGACGCCUCCUUCGCCGUCAGAACCAGUAUUUUGUCAAAACAAUGGAGAUAUUUUUGGCUCACACUCGACAUUUUCCAGAUUUAUUAUUCUCACAGCGGAACCAAACCAGAAAUAUAUAUGAAAUCGUUCGUAAAUUUCGCGAACCGCGUUUCGAUUAAUGUUCGUGAGUUGACUGUGUCUUGUCAUGUCGUCAAGGCUCUUUGUGACUCGUUAUCCGUCCCGAGUUUUCCUAAUUUGACUCGGUUGACGGUUCUCCAUUACGGCGGUGCUGCAGCGUCGUAUUUGCCUGCAUUCCUGUCUCUGACACCGAAUCUGAAAUUUAUCAAAAUCAGCAAGCAGGGAAGUAGGAAACGUAUGAUUUCUAAACUCGAGUUGAAGCAUGGAAAAAACAUUGCUCGUUGUUUAGAAUCGUCGCUCGCAGUAGCGGAAAUUGAAGGAUUAGAUGUUGCAGGAGGUAUGAUGGAGAUGGUAGAGUAUUUCCUCAAAUAUGGUAAGUUUUUGAAUAGCGUUGCUGUAAUUGGUUAUGAUUUUGGAGUUGCAAAAGAACUAUUAAGGUUUUCAAGAGCUUCACCCACCUGUGAGGUUGUAGUGACGGGUCCUGAACGAUUCUACCUAUGAAACACCACCCUUAGUAUAAAACAAUUUUUUUAAUGUAAAAGAACUUUUAUUUUUUUAAUAUAAAUAGCAUCCGACUAUUAGAG